Daphnia pulex (common water flea) is the source of this 3120-nucleotide messenger RNA. Its product is annotated as myosin-3-like. NCBI's taxonomy places the organism in Eukaryota, Metazoa, Arthropoda, Branchiopoda, Diplostraca, Daphniidae. Gene Ontology annotation, molecular function: RNA binding. Gene Ontology annotation, biological process: positive regulation of autophagosome maturation; plus-end-directed vesicle transport along microtubule. The transcript is spliced from 3 exons. Gene Ontology annotation, cellular component: lysosome; late endosome; autophagosome. The record is from RefSeq and is a predicted model, not a curated record. Bases 63 to 2705 code for a protein of 880 amino acids.
AAAACCUUUAUUUCAAAAUGCAAUUAAAUGAUUAAAAUGAAUUGCAAUUAAUUCAAAACAAAAUGAACAAUGUUCGUUACACCUUAAAUGGAAAUGGAAAGUGCAAAACGGGAUUCCCCUGGCAAGUCUAUAUAGGCAACCCCAACGGCACUAGCAGGAUCAUGGAUUUCUUCAGACGAAUGACCGAAUCACAAACUCGGCAUUCGUCUGCUAACCUGAAUAAGAUUAAACCUGACGUUGCAUGCAGUAACCAGCAUGCACUUCCCCGACCUGUAAUUAACGAUGGAUUUUCGACUGCCAGCGGAGAAGACUUGAACAACCAAAGUUUUCUUCGUCUGAAGGAAAAAGUCGACGAAAAUAACCUGAUUGUAUUGGAAAACCAACGUUUGGCGAAUGAGUUGAGUCUAGUUCAAUCCCAACUGACAGACUCCCAUUCCAAGUUACGACAAUUCCGCAUCGAGUCAGCUACUACCAAAACUAAACUCGAAAAACAGAAACGUUUUAUUACUGACAUUACAGUGAAAAAUAUUCGCUUGACAAAUGAGGAUUCGCGACUUACGCGAAAAACUGAAGACAGGGAUAGAAUUAUCGCAUCUAAUGUGAUUGAGAAAAACCUGAUUUUAUUGGAUAAAGAACGCUUGGAGAAUGAGUUGAAUCUAGUUCAAUCACAACUGACAGACUCCUCAUCAAAGCUGCGACAGUACCAAAACGUACACGACGAGUUGGCAACUACCAAAAGCGAACACGAAAACAACAAACGUUUAAUGACUGACAUUACGGAGAAAAAUCUCCGCUUGGCAAAUGAUGAUUCGCGUCUUAGGCGAAAAAUUGAAGACAGGGACAGAAUGAUCACACUGAUUGUGUUGGAAAAAGAAAGUUUGGCGAAUGAGUUGAGUCUAGUUCAAUCCCAACUGGCAGACUCCCAAUCCAAGCUGCAAAUGUUUCAGAACGUACACGACGAGUUGGCAACUACCAAAAGCGAACUUGAAGAAAAGCAAAGUCUUAUUAUUGACAUUACAGGGGAAAAUCUCCAGUUGACAAAUGAGAAUUCGGGGCUAAUGCGAAAAAUUGAAGCCAAGGAUAGAGUUAUCGCAUAUAAACGAACGAAAUUGGAGCAACUACAUAAUUGUUAUGAAGAAAAAAAAUUGCACAAGGUGCACAAUGAGCUAGCUUCAAGUCAACGUGCUCUGGUAUCCAAAAACAGAGCCAUCACUAAACUUCAAGAGCAAAAUCAAGAAAGUCGAGCAGAAUUGGAGCAACUGCGGACUUGCCUAAGUGAACAACAAUUGGACACCUCGCAGUUGGCCGUGGCUACACGUGAGCUAGAGUCAAAGAAUAAAACCAUUUCUGAACUUGAAGCGAAAAAUCUCAGUUUGGCCGAAAACGAUGGGCGGUUAAGGCGCAAAAUGGAAGACGACGAUCGUCUCCUUCAAUCCAGUCAGUCGGCUUUGCAACAAUUACAAGAUGAACUACUAGAAGUACUUAAUAACGAUUCACAGUUGAAGCAAACAAUGGAAGAUGCCGGCGGUCUUCUGCUAUCCAGUAAGGCGACCAUGGAAGAACUCCAGCUGUCCCAUAACAAACAGACCGAAAGGGUCGAGCAAAUGGUGGAUCAAAUUCGAUCAAAGAACGAAGAAGUUGCCGAAUUGACAAAUAAAAACCACCAAUUGGAACAAAACGAUCAGCGGCUAAGGCAAAUAAUAGAAGAGACCAAACUUCUUGUUGUAUCCAGCAACGAUGAAUUGGAAAAUCUCCGGGUGUGCAUUGCCGAACAGCAAUCGGACAAGGUGCACGAGUUGGCCAUAGCUAACUGUGAAAUAGAGUCAAAGAAUAAAACCAUUUCUGAACUUGAAACGGAGAAUCUCCGUUUGGCCGAAAACGAUUCACAGCUGAGGCGAAAAAUGGAAGAUAGCGAUCUUCUUCUUCUAUCCAGUAAGGCGGAAGUGGAAGAGCUACGAGUAUCCCUGAAUAACCAAACCGAAAGGGUCAAGCACCUACAGGAUCAAGUGAAAAGUCUGGACCAUGAAAAAGACGAGGCUGUUCGUAAAUUGGCUGAAUUGGAAGCUAAGCAGAAAGAAAUGAAACCGAAACUGACGUCUGACGUUGGAUGCGGGAGCGAUGAGGUUAUAAAUAACCCUCUCCGAAUUGAAAAUCCCAUUAAAAUCGUAAAGGACACACCGAUUGUCGUAACUGCUGAGCCACAACCGGUGCACUUAUCACCAACCCGCACUGAAAUUGAAAGUAAAGCCGGCCAGGUGUCCACUGAAAAACCGCCGACUGAGUUUAACAUUUUAUCUUCUGUAAACACGGAAGUCUACGUCGAUCGAAUCGUCAUAACAGGAAUAGCGAAUAAGGAUUGCGGGCGAGUUAUCGGGCGUCAUGGGAGCAACGCCAAAAGGAUAGAAGAACAAUAUUGGGUUAGUGUAAGUUUUAUCAACGGUAACCUAUUCAUCACCGGAGGAGAUGCUGAGAGCCGACAAGCAGCUUGUAACGACGUAAUUGACAUUUUAUCAGUCGCCAUCGAAUGCCCUAAAAUCAAUCUAAGAAGAAACAUCUUUUCCGACGGAUAUGAGUUAAGAGAAUUGGCUUUUAACCAUGAUGUACAUAUUUAUCGUCCAGGUGGAGAAAAUAAGUACGUCACCAUCUGGGGUACACUAGCCAAUUGCCGAAGAGUUCACGACAUUCUUCAAAAUGGAAAUCGCUAGUUUUUGAUUUUUUUUUUAAAUUAAGUUAAGUUACAAUUGAAGCUGGAUGUCAGUUUUGUCGAUCGGAAUAGUUGUUGUCUUGCGAUGACUAUUUCGAUGGUAGAAGCUGGUCCAGUUUCUUUUGUUUUUUCCUUUGAUUUUGUUUUUCUCUCUUUUUCGAUUCAAAUAAAAAUUCAUUUUAAACUUCAAAUCUUCAACUCGUUUCGUCUUUCAUUUACUCGGCCAAGGGAGAAAAAAAAACAGAUUCUUGGCAGAUGUUUUGUUGAAUAUUAAACGAAAAUGGUAAAAAUAAGUAUACCUCGACAAGAGGCUGCCGUAUUCGCAAUGUCAAUGAUAAGGGUGAAGUUAAGAAGACGGGAUUUUUGCAAUCAUCUAAAUGGUAGGAAUAAAUUUCAUUCAAAAGUUUUUUCCCGAU